GACACGCGUUAUCCACUCCGUUAAGGAAUAACAAAGCUUACCGUUGCAGUAAGUUUCAUCAUUUCCUUUAUCCUUUAGCGGAGAGAAAAGGAGGAAUUGAGAAGAGAAAGAGGAGAAAGCAACAAUAAUGGGGCUUCUUUCGAACAGAGUCGAUAGGAACGCUUUGAAACCUGGAGAUCAUAUCUACUCAUGGAGAACUGCGUACAUUUAUGCUCAUCACGGUAUCUAUAUCGGUAACAACAAAGUUGUCCACUUCACCCGACGAGGUCAAGAAGUAGGAACCGGAACCGUUUUAGACAUCCUCCUCAUAAGCUCCGGGCCGACCCGAACCCAUAUUCCCUGCCCGACAUGCAUCCCCCAAGAAGAAAGUCACGGAGUGGUAUCCUCAUGCCUAGAUUGUUUCCUCUCGGGCGGUAUCCUCUACCGUUUCCAAUACUCGGCCAGCCCGGUUCUCUUCCUAGCGAAAGCCCGGGGCGGUACAUGCACCCUAGCGGUUUCGGACCCGGAUGACGUAGUCACUCAUCGGGCCAAAUACCUAAGUGAAAAUGGGUUCGGUUGCUAUAACUUGUUCAAGAAUAAUUGCGAGGAUUUCGCGAUAUAUUGCAAGACCGGAUUGUUGGUUGUGGAUAAGAGUACAAUGGGGCAGAGUGGACAGGCUGUUAGCAUUAUUGGUGGGCCCUUGGCGGCAGUUAUGUCUACGCCGUUAAGGUUGUUGACGACGAAUAUUUAUGGGAUGGCAGCGACAGCUGUUGGGGUUUAUUGUGCUAGUAGAUAUGCAGCGGAUAUUGGGAUGAGAAGGGAUGUGGUUAAAGUGGCGGUUGAGGAUUUGACUAGGAGAUUGGCUACGGGUACAUUGAAUGUUGCUGAUAGUAUUCAGCAGCCGAUUAUGAUGAAUUUGGCACAGCUGAGUUGAAAAUGGUUUUUUUUAUAGAAGUGAAACAAACAGAACUAUGGUGUAUUUGCUUGGAAUGUUGUUUUUGUGUGUCAUCUGAUAUGUAAAAACUUGUUUAAAUGUUUCCCUUGGAAACAAAUAUGUAUGCUUAAUGCUAAUGUACCUGGUUUUUAUUUUGUGGGGGGUUGGGAUGACCCUCUUUUAGGAAAUUGUGGCUAUUUCCUUUUGUCGUUUUGCC
Impatiens glandulifera is the source of this 1130-nucleotide messenger RNA. Its product is annotated as protein LEAD-SENSITIVE 1. The transcript is spliced from 3 exons. The record is from RefSeq and is a predicted model, not a curated record. Bases 128 to 913 code for a protein of 261 amino acids. Lineage: Eukaryota; Viridiplantae; Streptophyta; Magnoliopsida; Ericales; Balsaminaceae.